Molecule: messenger RNA, 2519 nt
Organism: Danio aesculapii
Lineage: Eukaryota; Metazoa; Chordata; Actinopteri; Cypriniformes; Danionidae
Gene: trmt1l
Product: tRNA methyltransferase 1-like
Exons: 16
Coding region: 1-2076 (691 amino acids)
Biological process (GO): tRNA N2-guanine methylation
Cellular component (GO): nucleus
Molecular function (GO): RNA binding
Source: RefSeq, a predicted model, not a curated record
AUGGCGGAGCUCAAGGAAGAGGACGCUGGGCAACUUCACCAGGAGGACGCCAAUAUUAAAGACACUGUGACUGACAGUAAUACGAUUGUGACAGAAUCUGAGGAAACUGAGCAAAUUUCCACUCGUGAAGCCUCGACUAAUUCAGUGAAAACAGAGGACAAAAAUGUAAACACAACAUCCACUGCUGUGUCAGAGAGACAUGUGUCUAUCCAGACCACACUGGAAGGCCUUGAGAUGCUUGUGGAUUUAAAUGGAGCUGGGAGAAAGUCUUGUCCAUUGUGUCCAGAAGAGAAGUUUAAGGCCUGUUAUAGUCAUAAGCUUAGACGGCACCUGCAGAACUUGCACUGGAAAGUUUACGUGGAAUUUGAAGGCCAAAGAAUGUGUAUCUGUCAUCUGCCUUGCAGGCAACUCAAGUCAAGCCUAGGCUCUGACCAGACUCCAGGCAGACUGGUGGCUCACUACCACUGUGUGGUUUGCUCAGUCACUAUCGCUCGCAAGACAGACAUGAUCAGUCACCUCAAACGCCACAUUAACAAGGGUGAGACAGAGGCCAGCUAUUCAGGAAACUUGGAUGUCCCUUUUGAAGAACCUGUGCCAUGUGGACAGGCCUAUGAGAUUAUGAAAGAACUGGGCACCAAUGUCCAGCUCCUGCCCAACCACACAACACCCCAGAAGACAGACACCUACUUCAGCCGCAAGAUGAAGACAAACAGGCAGUUGGUGUUCUGCUCUCUAGCAGUUCUUGCUGAAGAGAGGAAUCCACUUGAAUGUCUCGAUGCCUUCGGAGCCACUGGUAUCAUGGGUUUGCAGUGGGCAAAGCAUCUGCGUAACUCUGUAAAAGUUACAAUAAAUGACAUAAACGAAGCUUGCGUUAAGAUGAUUAAGGAGAACUGCCAUCUAAACCACAUCCGUGUAGAGGGGAAUCGCCCAGGCCGGCAGUUAGACGGAGCAGGAGAUCCAGAGUCACCCAUUGCCUCCGUGGAGGUGGUAAAAAUGGAUGCAAAUGUCAUCAUGCACCUGAGACCCUUUGACUACAUACAUCUGGAUCCAUUUGGGACGGCUAUAAACUAUCUGGACGCUGCUUUUCGCAAUGUUCGGAACUUGGGGAUAGUCUCUGUGACAUCAACAGACACUGGUUCGCUUUACUCCAAAUCCCUGAAUGUGACGCUUCGACAUUACGGUUGUCAGAUCGUCAGAACUGAGUAUUACAGAGAACUGGCAGCACGCAUGGUAUUGGCGUCAGUGGCCAGGGCAGCUGCCAGAUGCAACAAAGGGAUUGAGGUGCUGUUAGCUGUGGCUCUUGAGCACUUUGUCCUCGUGGUGGUGCGAGUUCUCAGAGGGCCCACCCAGGCAGAUGAGUCUGCUAAAAAACUGCGGCAGCUGUUGCACUGCCAAUGGUGUGAAGAAAGGGUGUUUCUCAAGACAGGAAGCAUGGUGGAAGAAAACCUGUACAGACAGCUGCCCUGCCAAUGCCAUGGGAGUAUGCCAGGAAAAACGGCAGUAGAGCUUGGACCACUUUGGGGUGGUCCACUGUUUAACACUGGGUUUCUGAGGCGGAUGUUGGUUGCGGCUGUGCAGCACAAUAUGGAAGACAUCCAGCCGCUGGUUAAGACUUUGAUCUGUGAGGCUGACUGCACCACUCUCAAGCCUUUCCCCGUCCCGGGACACUCUGCCCUCUCCAAUCAAGUGGAGUGUGGUGUGGUCAUAAAAACUUUACAGAAAGUUGAAGAGGCGGAUACAUCUGACCAGUCAGGGAAAAGAAAGACCACAGGAGACGACGGUGGGAAUGUGCUGAAAAAAGUCAAACCAGACACGUCUUUGGAGCAUCCAGCGUUCUACUACAGCAUCCAUCGGCACAGCAUUCGCGGCAUGAACAUGCCCAAGUUGAAUAAGUUCCUGCAGUAUCUGACAGAGGCCGGGUUCAGAGUGAGCCGUACACACUUCGAUCCAACAGGCGUGCGAACUGACGCCACCCUGGCACAGUUUAAAGAAGUGCUAACAAAAUACAGCGUUCCCACUUACUCGUCCACUCCUCAGAGCAGUGCUAUUAGCUCAGACCGACGACAAACUCUCUGAUUUCAGAUGCGGAUGUAACCAAACCUGAAUUUCUAUUCUGUCUAUAAGAUCUUGGAAAGCAAAGAGGUCACUUACUCUUUCUUUGGUUAUUUUUAGUUGCUAAUUUAUCCAUGUUUAUUUCAGAAUAUUGAAUGAUAGCUUGAGAAUUUCUGAAAAAAGAAAGCAGAUUCAUUUGAAUGAAAAUUGUUGUUUUAUUUUAUGUUUAUUGUGGAUUGCACUGGAUCCAUUAUGGCUUCUAUAGUGUUUAAUUCACCAUCUUUGCUCACAAUGAUACAGUAUUAUUGGCUUUUAUUUCUUGGAGUUUGAAUCUUUAAUCUUUACAAAUUAUUUAUGAAGACUCAUUCAGAGGUGUACAUUGAUCUGAUUUUUUUAAAUUCCACUUUGUUUUUGCUUCAUUAUUUUAACACUUGCGCUGUAUAAUAUCAAUAAAGCAUCUUUCCUCA